UCAAAUCAGUUGUAAGUUUUGAUCUCCCGUGAAGGUGGGGUUUUCUACUGCAUCACAUGCACUUGAUGCUGCUGCCGCUCUCAGCGCCGAGGCUGUUGUCCUGAAACCAGACGGACAUCAGGAGCAGGAAGCUGCAGAAAGACGCAGCCAGCGUUUUGCGACAUUUUCACUCUUACUUUGAAAAGCAGCGAAUUGCCCAGAAAGAUGCGUUCAACGCACAGGUGAAAGAACGUCGAACUUCUGCACAGCUGCAACUUUCUUUUAAUUUCAUUUCUCGUGGAUUUGGUUGAUGUUUUCUUUGAGAUUGUAGUUUGAAAUAACCGAGAGAGAGACACCGCAGUUGUUGAAAUCUUUUUUUUUUUUUUUUUUUUUUUUUUGGGGGGGGGGGGGGAAGCGAUGUCUCGCAAGAAGGCAGCCAAAGGCAAAGCCCCUAACAGCAGCCCGUCAGCUGGCAGCCCAGGCGGGAAAGGCGUCGGGAAAGCUGCCAGGAGCAGCCCGAGCAUUGUUCAGAUGAACGGCGUGGUGCAUCCCAGCAGACCCUCCAUCAGCAGCAGCAACGAGUUUUAUGACAUCGCUUUCAAGGUUAUGCUUGUCGGUGACUCUGGAGUUGGGAAAACCUGCCUGCUGGUCCGUUUCAAAGACGGGGCUUUCCUUGCCGGCAGCUUCAUCUCCACAGUGGGAAUCGACUUUCGGAACAAAGUGCUGACCAUUGAUGGAGUCAAGGUGAAGCUGCAGAUCUGGGACACAGCUGGACAGGAGCGCUUCCGCAGUGUCACCCAUGCCUACUAUCGGGAUGCUCAUGCUCUGCUCUUGCUGUAUGACGUCACCAACAGAUCGUCUUUUGACAAUAUACGGGCAUGGCUGACUGAGAUCCAUGAAUAUGCCCAACAAGACGUGGUGCUGAUGCUGCUUGGAAACAAGGCUGAUGCCACUCAUAACCGGGUGGUGAAGAGAGAAGAUGGCGAGAAGCUCGCUAAGGAGUUUGGGGUUCCCUUUAUGGAGACCAGCGCCAGGUCAGGACUGAAUGUAGAGCUGGCUUUCACUGCUGUGGCCAAGGAGCUGAAGCAUAGGUUCAUGAAGGAUCCCAGUGAAAGGUUUAAGCUGCAUGAGUACGUGAACAAGGAGAUGAAGGGCGCCGGCUGCUGCAGGACCUGAACGGCUGAAAAUGUGCGUCCAUGCGCCAAUUAACGGUCAUUUUAAUGUUGGAAAUCAUUUCUGGACUUACGGAGGACACUGAUUUGUCUCCACAGUUGUAAAAUUUUCCUGACAUUAAGUUUCUCUUGUUUUAACCCUUUCACAUUCUUCUAUUCACCUAAUUGUUUCUUUAGCUAUUAUCAGCGCAUGCUGAUAAUGUCUUAUUGAACACAUAAGACAGAACAGCUCAAUUAGAUCCAUGUUAAAAAUGAACAUUCUUACUUCUCAAGGCAGCUGUACAGUCUCUGACUAAUUAUUUUUGUUCAAAUUAAUUUAUUCACAACAUGAUUCUUUUUUUUUUCCUUUUGUGAAGAUGCUUAGUUGCAAGGUAGCUUAUUUCCCACAUGUCCUCAU
This is a messenger RNA of Poecilia latipinna (sailfin molly), 1548 nucleotides long. RefSeq names its product ras-related protein Rab-26. The coding region runs from base 397 to 1155 and encodes 252 amino acids. The record is from RefSeq and is a predicted model, not a curated record. NCBI's taxonomy places the organism in Eukaryota, Metazoa, Chordata, Actinopteri, Cyprinodontiformes, Poeciliidae. Gene Ontology annotation, molecular function: GTPase activity; GTP binding. The transcript is spliced from 9 exons.